Molecule: messenger RNA, 3523 nt
Organism: Daktulosphaira vitifoliae (grape phylloxera)
Lineage: Eukaryota; Metazoa; Arthropoda; Insecta; Hemiptera; Phylloxeridae
Exons: 5
Coding region: 94-1608 (504 amino acids)
Source: RefSeq, a predicted model, not a curated record
UUACACAUAGUUGAUUGCACAGCUAUCUAGAAUCAAUGAAGAACAGUCAUCAAAAUUAGCUGAUUGUUCAUGUUUAGCUGUUAAUACUCAAUAAUGUUUUUACGGUAUUGUCUAAUAACAGUUGUACUUUUACUGAUUCAGAAUGAUUUGGCUGUUCAAGAUCAACAUAAACACCCUAUUGAUGUUAAUACUAACGUAUCGAGAAACCGAUCAAGAUCAAUUAAAUUUCUUGAUAAGAAUUCUAAACUCAAGAUAGACACUACGAUUUCUUCAGAAAACACCACGAAGACUAAAUUUAAGACUAAAAACAGUAUUAAGGGUAGAAAAAAAACAAAGUCUGAAAAUAAAGCCAGUACAAAGAAUAAGACUAAAGUCAAAGUAAAAGAUAAGAUUAAAAGCAAAAUAAGGAAUAGGGAAAUUACUAAAGAUAAGAUAACAAUUAAGAGUAAAAAAAAACACACUAGGGCAAAUGCUAAAGAUAAAACCAAAUCUAAAGUCAAGGAUAAUACUAAUAGCAAAAUUAAAGCCACAGAUAAAAUUAAAAAUAGUCAUAAAACUAGAACACAAAAUCAUUCUAAAAAGGGGUCAAAUAGGAAACCAAUUGUUGUUAUGUUUCCUCCAAGAAAGAGAAAAAGACCUCAUUCAAAUGACAUUUUUAACAAUAUGCUGGGAAAUUCAUCUCUUUUAGCGAAAAAUUUAGCCAGAGGAGGCGUAGGUCUGAUGCAAUCUGGUCUUGACACGUAUAAUGGUAUAUCGACAAGCGCUUACAGCUUAGUCAGAAAAGGUUCAGGUGCACACAAAAAUAUGCACAAUAAAUUAAAAAUUCCUGUAGUAAAUACUGUAGCAAACAUUGUUGAUAGUGGAAUAAACGUUAUGUCUGAAGCAAACGAUUUAAGCAUUUUGGCUUCAAAUAUAGGCUUACAAAAGAUAAGAUCUAAGUUGGACAAAAAAUCAGGAAAUGCAGAAAUAAUAAAACUUCUAUUAGAAUACGCUGGAUCAAAAAUUAAAGGCUUUAAUAAGAAGGGGACCAACACAACUCUAUUCGAAGACGUCAAUACAAUCGCUAAUUAUAUUAUCAAAGAUGACGAAAUUACUGACCUAAUUUCACAAUUAAUUCAAAAAUUCACAUCUGAUGACGACGUCAUGGCCAGUAUAAUACGUAUCAUUAUGAAAGUAAUGGCAUCUAGUGAAUCUCUUGGGUGUAUUUUGGACAGAUUGCCAUUAUCCGAUUCAGAUAUACGCAUGGUAUUUGACUUGUUUGUUGGUCCAAGUGGUCAAACUGCAUUAAAUUCCAUUGCAACUAUUUUAUCGGAAUUAACUGGACCAGGUUCAAAAGCCUUUUUCGAAUCACUAAUGGGAAUGGCCUCAAUGUUUAAAGGAGGCCAAUCAACUUUUAAUCCAUUAUCAUUAUUAAGUUCUGUCACAGGACUAUUUAAAAAAAAUACAAAUGAACCUUCUAACAAUACACAAGAUAAACCAGAAGACAAACAAAAAGAAAAAAGUGACACUCAAGAUAAUAUUUAUGGACAAGGAGAUGAUAAAUCAGUACCUGUUGCAGGUGAUAAUGUACAAAACCUCGAAAAUGAAUUUGGAGAUUGGUUUGACUAAUGAAAGUUACAUUUUAACUCGGACAAGCAAAUAAUAUUUAAUUAUAAUAGUAUUGAAUUUUAUAGUUAAAAAUUGAUAAUUUACAACUUAAAUAUAAAUUUUUUAAAAGGUUAAGUGAUAAUCUACACUGAAAAUUGUUUAUAAAGUAUACUUAAGAGAUGUUUAUUAAACAAUAUUUCUGAUUCAUUUGACCCAAAAUUUGUUUGACAAAGUAACAGGUAUAGUAUAUUAAAUAUCAAAAAUCAAGAAAUAUUAACAGAAUUUCAUAGUUAAUACAUAAAUUAUUUAAAAUCAUUAUCAUUAUUAACUUAUUGUUAAUAUUCUAAUUAUAUCUUUUGUGUUUAUUUAAAGAAUGAUAAUUAUUUUCUGUAAUUUUUAAAGAUUUAUAAUAAUUCAAAAACUUACUGUUAUAUUGUUACAUACAAUAUUGUACAACACAAAUCAUUGUAUUGUAUUGUGAACAACAUACUGUAAUCAUGUAUUAUUAGACAUAUAGAUAAAGAGAGCAUAAGCCCAAAUAUGUUUACCAUGACCCUUACCUAGCUUCUCCAAAUUCAAUUUAUAUUUAUUUAUACAAGUAUAAUUAUAGUGACAUGUAUAAAAUGAUCUAUUUUAAUAAUAUUUAGUAAGCACUAUUUUAAUUAAAAAAAUAUUAUGAUCAUGAAAUAUCAUUUCUGAUGUUGAGCGACCAAAAAAUGUUCAUUCGAAAAGUAUUCGGAUAGUAAAAAUAUUUUAUAGUUUAUGCUAAAAAUAAACUAUACAGCUUAUUGAAUACUAUUCGAUAGUUAGAAAUAUUAAAAAAUGUCCUUCACUAAUAAUAAUUUAUUUUGAGUAUUCCUAAUGAUCUUAUUAUAAUUAAGUGCACUUAAUAAAAAUUUUAGGUAGAACUAUUCGAAUAUUUUUUAAACCCAUACGGUAGCAGUAGUAAUAUAAAGUAUGAAUAAGGACCCCCUCAACCCACAAGAUGUGGUUUUACCCUGCCAUAGGUAGACGGGAGGUGUAAACGGCUGGUGGGAUAUGGUGAACGGCAUAGGGCCUCUCUUCCCAAGGUUAAGAGUAUAAUGGAGGUGCUUCUCUCAUGACAGAUAUCACAAGUAUGGGGGUUAAUCUACAUGUGGGGGUACAUAAGAAGAGGGGCUAUGAAAAAUGAAUAAUUUUUUAGAAAUUAUUAAAUUGCAAUUAAUAAGCAAUUAUGAGUUAAAAAUGUUUAAGUGGUGAAGGAAUGGGUUAGUUUACGGGGAUAUGUGAUCUGUAAUUUAUUGAUCCCCCAAUGAAAAUAUGUCAUUUUUCCGCAUAAAUGAGCGUGAAAUCGUUGAUAAAGUCACAGUGUCAUCAAAAACCAUCAGCUCUAUGAAGACUCUAUUCUAUGAACAAUAUGGCUGCCUAACCUGUAAGAAAACAGCGCUACAUUUACAUCGCACCAACACCGCCAGCCGAUGAUUGACUCAAGUAGUUACACUAUUGCGUGCAGCGACAGAAAAUUUUUACAAGUGGGCCUGAAUCCAAAGGAUGACUUCAAUGUUACGGUAUGCAUUAUUACUCCUUCACGAUAUAUUAGUAUGUCAGCAAACUAUUUAAAUAUUAUUUACGACAUGAUGGAUUAUUGAAAAUAAUUUAUUUUUUAUAGCCUAUGUAAUUAGCUAUUCGGUUGCAUAAAAACAAUUCGAAAAUGCCCAUUACUAAUAAAUAUAAUAACCCAAAUAAAUAAAUUAUAUUUUAUCAAAAAAAAAGUCUAAUCUGAUAAAUAUAAAAAUACAGUAUAAGAUAAAAAGGUUGAGACAAUUAUAGUUAUAAAGUUCCUGACAACUCAAGAAUUUGUUUUUCGAGAAGAAAAUCAAAUAUUUGGAUUGCAAGUUAAUGGCAAUUAUUUAGAAUGUUAAUAAAUAACUUUAAUUUGUUUCUAGAGCAAUAAAAG